UUCUUAUCCAUUUCAGAUCAUAAAUCACAAACCCAAUUCCCUUCAUAGAAACCUUCUUGCCUUCGGCAUGGCAACAACUCUCAGACUACUUCAAUCUGUACUCCUCUUUCUUGCAAUUGAACUCUCAUACUCAGCUGCACAAAAAGACCACUUCAUCUUCAAUGGCUUCCAUGAAGCUAACGUGAGCCUGGAUGGUAUUGCACUCAUCCACCCCAAUGGCCUCUUGCAACUAACCAACACAUCCAAACAACAAAAAGGCCAUGCUUUCUACCCAUUCCCUCUCAACCUUAGAAACUCCUCACAUGGUGGUUCUCUCUCUUUCUCCACGUCUUUUAUCUUCGCCAUCUCUCCAGAGUUCCCAAGUUCAAGCGCCCAUGGACUCGCCUUCACGAUCUCGCCAUCCACGGGAUUCCCAGGAGGUAUGCCGAGCCAGUAUAUGGGAAUCUUCAAUUCUUCAAACGAUGGCGAUUCAUCGAACCAUGUAUUUGCAGUCGAGUUAGACACUCUACUCAACCCUGAACUCGAUGAUGUAGACGACAACCAUGUGGGCAUCGAUCUAAAUAGCUUAAAAUCAAUCGAAUCGGCUCCUGCGGCCUACUUCAAUGAUGAAGAUGGAAAGAACAAGAGCUUAAUCCUUAUAAGUGGAGAACCCAUGCAAAUUUGGAUAGAUUAUGAUGGAGUAGAGAAGCAACUCAAUGUAACUCUAUCGCCUUUGAAGAUCGACAAGCCAAAUUAUCCGCUCUUAUCGUCAUCCAUCGAUCUUUCCUUUGAUAUCAUGGAUUCUAUGUAUGUUGGUCUGUCCGCAGCCACAGGUGGGCUGACAGGGUCCCACUAUAUUCUUGGGUGGACCUUCAAGGUAAAUGGGCAAGCUGAACCGCUAGAUCAUUCUCUCCUCCCUUCAGUUCCACAGCAAAGGCAAUCAAGCAAUCAUCAAGCAUGGAAAAUUGGGUUGUCGUCGGCGGUUGUAGCGUUUGUGUUGACAGCAGUUUAUGGAGCUAUAUACAUAGUCAGGAAGAGGAAGAAGAAGUACCAAGAAAUACAAGAAGAUUGGGAACAUGAAUACCGCCUGCGACGUUUCUCCUACAAAGAUCUAUCAAUCGCCACCAAAGAUUUCAGUGAAAAGGAGCUUCUUGGGUUCGGAGGGUUUGGAAAGGUCUAUCGAGGAAUAUUACCAGCAUCCAGUAUCCAGAUCGCAGUGAAGCGGGUCUCACAUGAUUCAAAACAAGGGUUGAAGGAGUUUAUAGCAGAGAUGGCCAGCAUCGGACAGCUUAGGCACAGGAACCUUGUGCCACUACUAGGGUAUUGCCGACGGAAGAGAGAGCUUCUCUUGGUCUAUGAUUUCAUGCCAAAUGGAAGUUUGGAUAAGUUCCUCUUCACCCAUGAAAAACCAGUCCUUAGUUGGAAUAAACGUUAUCAGAUUCUCAAAGGCGUUGCUGCUGGCCUUCUAUAUCUCCAUGAAGAAUGGGAGCAGAUUGUGUUGCACCGAGACAUCAAAGCAAGCAAUGUUCUAUUAGACGGUGAUUUGAAUGGACGAUUGGGAGAUUUUGGGCUCGCUCGAUUGUAUGAUCGUGGUACCAAUCCUCAGACUACUCAAGUUGUUGGGACCCUGGGCUAUCUUGCACCUGAGGUUACAAAAACCGGCAAGGCGACAACUUACACUGAUGUGUAUUCUUUUGGGGCGUUUUUGCUUGAGGUUGCUUGUGGAAGGAGGCCAAUAGAAUGGCGAUCCGAGGAGAUGAGUUUGGUGGAUUGGGUGUGGGAGUGUUGGAAGAAGGGAUCGAUUCUGGAGGCGAGGGACCGUCGGCUUAGAGAUGAGUAUGUCUUGGAGGAAUUGGAGAUGGUUUUGAAGUUGGGCCUGCUUUGCACUCACCCUACGCCAGCUGCCAGGCCGAGCAUGAGGCAGGUUACGCAGUUCUUGGAAGGUGAUGCUGUCUUCCCUGAGAUAUCACCCAAUGGUGUGGGUAUUGAUGGAAGGCUGGAUGGAUUUUCUGCUUCGUAUCCCACAUUGAUCAAGGAGUCGUCUGUUCAUUCAUUAUCUGGGCCUGAAGCAGUCCUCUCCAGUGGUGGGCGUUGAAUUCGGAUGGCUAUGGUUGUUGUAUAUCUUGCUGUGAGUUACCAUAUUAUGGAUGCAAUGUAGGUCACUUAGAUUAUUCUUCUUAAUGAUUAGAAUGCAAAUGAAUCUUACUGUGGUAUACUAUAUCAUGACUCCCUUAUGGAUGAUUUCUGUUGGUAUAGUAUACUGCUAGAGAACAUAUUAUUGUAAUUCAUUGAAAUGGUGCAUCCAAACGUGUCCAAAAUUGGUAUAUAAUAGCUAUUUAUAAUUGUUGUUUUCGAUUUGCGCUGCGUUU
Molecule: messenger RNA, 2348 nt
Organism: Magnolia sinica
Lineage: Eukaryota; Viridiplantae; Streptophyta; Magnoliopsida; Magnoliales; Magnoliaceae
Product: L-type lectin-domain containing receptor kinase IV.1-like
Exons: 1
Coding region: 68-2074 (668 amino acids)
Biological process (GO): protein phosphorylation
Cellular component (GO): plasma membrane
Molecular function (GO): ATP binding; protein kinase activity; carbohydrate binding
Source: RefSeq, a predicted model, not a curated record